GGGAAAAGCAGCGAAACGCUUAAAAUAUGUAUUCGAUGUUUACCUUGAUAAAAACGAAAGUCAAAACUUUCAAAAUGGCUUCCAACUCGUAUCGUGUCCUGAGGUCACUUUCAAAAGAACUACGAUAUAUUUACAAAAAGGUAUAUAAUUAUCUGCUGCGUUAGGUGUGUUCAAUCAAUAAAUUAAUUUAUAAAAGCUUGGUACUUAGUUUUCGCUAACGAUCCCCAUGCUUUAAUUGUUUAUUAAAACAUGUAUCCAGCACUUUAUAAUAUUUAGUCUGGAGUCUUUAAGUCCUUAACUUACUCUUAGUCUUAGUCUUUCUUUAGAACUAAUAAGUCUAAUAGUAAUAGUUCUGAAGUUCAGACCAGAGACUGACUGAGACUCUCAGGUAAGUGAGAGAGAGUGACUUAGUGUCAUUUAUAGUGACCUAAUAGGAUCGCAAUCACCCCUCCCCCUUGCACUUUUAGUUUGCUUUGGAAACUCUUCCACUUCAUGUUAAAUAAAACGUGACAUGCCCGCUGGAUGAACAUUGCCUGGAUGAAUAUUUCUCACACUAUUUGUCUGGUCACCGGACGUGUAGACACCACCUUUUUGUUUUAAUUAUCUGGGUAAAUUUUGAGUUAAUGGUAUGGGUUUGCCAAGAGUUUUCUCACCCUAAGCGCAGUGACUGACGUCACAUGGGGAAUCCCAACACUGGACUUAGAGUGAAUAGAUCUAUUCUUUGAAGGACCCGAACAAUGUGUUAUAACAUUCCUAUUCUUUAUUGAGCAUUACUCACGUCAUAAACGAUACGGUUAAUAUGAAGUAUAUUGAAAUGAAAUUUUCCAUUAAUUUGUAUUAAAAUUCAAAAGAAAGGAAAAAAGAAACACAUCCUUGCUGAUACCCAAAAAAGACCCAACACCGUUGAAAAAAAAGACGCCUGCCAAAAUUGCUGUAUUUUGAUUAGUUGAAAAUACCCGUAUGUUGAAACUUAGGUAACAAAAGACUACUGCUUAAAUUGCAUUUGGAAUGAUCUUCUAGGAAACCCCUCCCCUCGCUUUAAAUACAAAAAUAAGAAACAUAUAAAUUAUCUGGGGAGGGGAGACCCUCCCCAAUUUAAUACAAAAUUUAAAAUAAGGAAACAAUAACUUGCGUUAUGUAAAUACAAACAUCAAAAUCUUUUUAAUAUGGCACUGUAGACGGAAAUGGACCUAGGGGAACCUCCGUGACCUCUAUACCGUGGAACAAAUUGUCGGCCUUACCGCUAACACAAAACCAGCCAAUUAUCUGUAAAAUUUUCUAUUGUUUUGUUAAUAAUAAUAAUAAUAGUUAUAGUUUUGUAAGUCAUAAGUUCAAUAUUUUUGAACAAGGCCAAGGGGACGAAGCCAAAGAUUGGUCAAUAUUUUUGAAGUUUUAAAUUCAUAACUGUUUGUAGGACUUACUAGAACUCUCCCAAUUCUCUCAUUAAAAAAUAAGCCUACAUUUAUUUUGCACAAGUACAAGUGCAUUAAGUACAAACUAAAUUUGAUGCUGAGUUUUAACGCUGUUAUCUCAAUUCUAUAUUCUCAUCUUAUGUCUUUUUUUGUUUUUGUGCUUAAAAACUUAAUUUAUGAACAUUUAACAUUGCUGUAAGUGUUUCUGUAUGGUCUGGUCUUCGAAUUACAUGGUGCAGGUCGGGGUAGAUUCUGAAUGGUGGGGGGGUGUGGGGGGGGGGGGGUUGGGUGACACAAUGAGUUUACGGCACCCAGGGGGGGGCCCCCACAUUUUCCUUCAUUUUUCAAAAUGGCUUAUUAGAAUCAUUUUUUUAACUCAGAGCUUUUAAGUGGCCUUCAAUAGUGUUGAGUACAAAAAAAUAAUUAGUAUAGAAAUUAUUUUAGUGUUCCAGAUUUUUUAAAUUACAGGCAGUACUUGAUUAACAUACUUCCUCCACUCCUAAUGCAAUCAAAUCAUGCUUUUAAUAUCUUAUUAAAAAAAUAAAAUUUUAAUAAUUUUUCAGAAAGAUCUGCAAGAUGUACCAAUCUACUGCUACCUACAGGAUCAGUUUCGAAGCAUGCAGGUCACAGGAGAGAAAAUAUGCAGGGAGCAGCAUGAAGCUGAAAACUUAGCACAAACCUAUCUUUGCUACUUGGAAAGCACAAGAAGAAAUGAGGUGCCCGUAGUUCCAUAUGCACUCUAUAAACCUAGUCAGGAACUUUGAUGUGACAAAUCUUUUCAUGGAGACUACAUAUUUAGUUCUCGUCAUUGCUAUCAGCUGAAAAUAAUUUUCAACUAUGAAAUUUUUUCAACAUUUGAUCCAUCUCAACACACUUUUAAUUAGACACCAAUUAUUUUUUUAGAGGAGAUAUUAGGACACUGUGCAUGUUGGAUUCUCAUGUUAAUCUGUACCAAAAUUUUUAUUUUAAAUUUGUAACAUAAUACUCUCUGUGAUUAUAUUGUAAAUAUUAUAGAUUUCCUAAAAGAUUUUAAAAAUAUAUUUUUUGCAUCACUAAACGCAACCGCACAAAUCAUUUAAGCACAUGCUCAGCCCAAUCCCAAAGAUCCCAUAAAUUGAACGACAAUAACUGAUUAUAACUCAUAGAUCUGUCUCUUCUUUUCUUCUUAUGCCUUUCUAGCCCGUCUGGGGCAUAGGCCGUCUACAAGAACUUUCCACUCAUCACGGUCCUGUGCUUUUCUUUCCAAUUGCUUUAAGGUGUAUCCCAUAUUUUGCGUGUCAGCCUCUAGCUCUCAUCUCCAUGUAUUCUUAGGCCUUCCACUCUUUCUUUUUCCCUGUGGGUUCCAUGUUAGGUCUUGUCUGGUGGUGCUAUCUGGGGGUUUUCGGAGCAUAUGCCCUAUCCAUCUCCACCUUUUCUUUAUGAUAUCUUCAUCAAUGGGCACCUGGUGUGUCCUUUCUAGUAGAUCUUUGUUAUUGAUAUUAUUUGCCCAUUUGAUUUUCAGGAUCUUUCUAAGGCAUGUGUUUAUGAAUGUCUGCACUUUCUGUAUAAGGCUCACUUUUGUUUUCCAAGUUUCUGCUCCAUAUAGUAGGACUGUUUUGACAUUUGUAUUAAAGAUUCUGACUUGAGUUUGCAGUUUCAUUUCCUUCGACUCCCAUAUUUUCUUUAAUAGCACAAAUGCCGAUCUAGCUUUUCCAAUUCUGGCCCUUACGUCUGCAUCGGAAUCGCCAUUUGUGUCUAUGCUGCUGCCUGAGUAUGUGAAGACUCCACUUCUUCCAGUGCCUUUCCUGCCAGACAGAUAUGCUCAUGGUUCGAUGGGUUUACCUUCAUGAUUUUUGUCUUGCUUUUAUUUAUAUUGAGACCAAGCUGUGCUGAAAAGGUCUUUUCCUGCAUUUGUUGCUGGUUGUGGGAAAGAAGUGCAAUGUCGUCUGCAAAGUCUAAAUCAUUCAGUUGUUCCCAGAGUGUCCACGGUAUCCCAUUCCUCUUUUUGUCUGUGGAUUUUUUCAUUAUCCAGUCGAUGGCAAGGAUGAAUAGCAAUGGGGACAAGAGGCAUCCUUGUCUGACUCCUGUUUCGAUUGUAAAGGAAUCUGUGAUCCACCUUCGUGGACCACACUGCAUGUGUAUUUUUUCAUAAGAGCUCUGAAUGAUCCUGACUAGCUUCCCUGGUACGCCAUAGUGCCAAAGAAGUUUCCACAAGGUUUGUCGAUCCAGGCUAUCAGAGGCCUUUUCGUAAUCUAUAAAAUUUAUAUAUAGGGAGGAGUUCCAUUUGAUGGACUGUUCUAAAAUGAUUCUUAGUGUUGCGAUGUGAUCUGUGCCUGAUCUGUUUUGGCGGAAGCCGGCCUGUUGAUCUCAUAGAUGCAUGUCGACCUGGACUUUCAUUCUGUUCAAAAUAAUUCUGUUAAAGACCUUUCCUGGUACAGACAGCAGUGUGAUUCCUCUGUAAUUUGCACAGUUGCUGAGAUCCCCUUUCUUUGGGAUCUGAGGUAUCCUUCUUUCCAAUCUUUUAGAACUCUCUCUUCCUCCCAUAUCUUUUCAAACAGAGGGUGCAGCAUGUUGACUAUUGUAUUUAUGUCAGCUCUCAUCAUCUCUGCUGUGAUGUUAUCCGGUCCCGGUGAUUUCCCUAAUGUGAGCUGCUUGAUGGCUAGAGUUAUUUCUUCCUUAUUUGGUGCGCCUUCUUCUAUUUGUAGGUCUUCAUUUGCUGGUAGUAUGUCUGGUGUGUCUGUGGGUGGGGGUCUGUUUAAUAGUUCCUUAAAGUAUUCCAUCCAUCUUUUUUCUUGCUCUUUCCUUUCUGUUAUAGAUCUACCUUUUCCAUUUUUGAGAGGUCUUUCCGGCCUUUUGUAUCUCCCUGACAGUUUUCUUAUGUCGUAGAGCUCUUUCAAGUUGCCCUUCCUGGCUGCUGCUUCUGCUGUCAAUGCUAGGCCAUCUAUGUAGGCAUUUUUAUCUUUUUUUAAUGCUGUUUUUUACCUUUGGUUUGCUUCUUUAUAUCUCUCUUGGGCUUUCGUUUUCUCCGCCCUGGUGCGGCUGUUGUUAACUAUAUUUUCAAUUUCUUUUCUCUCUUUUAUUUUUUGCAGUGUGUUUAUUGAGAGCCAGUCUUUUUGUUUCUGCUUCACUGAUCCUAAAACUUCUUGGCAGGUGGUCUUUAUACUUUGCCAUAUAUGUUCUACUUGGUCAUCUUCUGUUUGGUCUUCUGUUUGAUCUUCAAGCGCUUGGAACUUAUUUCUCAAAGUAGCACUGAAUUCUUCCCUUUUGUGCUCAUUUGCCAGAAGUGCUACAUUGAAUUUGGUUCGCUUGGCAGUUAGCUGUUCCCAGUUUUUCUUCCGCUUUAGUUUAAGUCUCGCCCAAACAAGAUGAUGAUCGAAUGCGACAUCUGCUCCUCUUUUUGCUCGUACAUCUUUUAGCUACUUUCUAAACUUUUGGCUGAUACAUAUGUGAUCUAUUUGGUUUUGCGUUUUGUUGUCCGGGGCUACCCAUGUUAUCUUGUGGAUCUUUUAUGUUGAAAUUCGCUUCCUCCAAUAAUAAGCUCAUUUGUUGCGCAGAAGUCCGCUAGUCUUUCUCCGUUCUCAUUCCUCUCUCCUACCCCGUGUUGUCCCAUGGUUUCCUCAUACCCAAAAAUUGUCUUUUCCAAUCUUGGCGUUAAGGUCUCCCAUUAAGAUGUUCAGGUCUCUAUUUGGGAAUUGUUCUAUUAUUGCUUGUAUUCUAUUGUAGAAUGUUUCUUUCUCUUCUUCUUUGCUUUAUGUUCAUCUUUAUUUUCUUUUUCUUGGUUCGGAAGGUUGCUUUUAUUAUCCUUGGUCCGUGUGCUUCCCAUCCAAUCAAUGCAUCCUGUGCCUUCCUUGACAACAUAAAAGCGACUCCUUGCAUGUGCGGAGCAUCUUCCUCCUCAUGCCCCCAGUUCAUUAGCUUUUCUCCAGAGACCAAAGUUAUUUGUCCAGCUUGUAUCCAUCUUGUUUCACAGAUGCCAACCAGUGUAAGUUUGUAAGAUCUCAUUUCUGCUGCGACCUGUUGGUUUUUUCUUGUUGGCGUUUCUGUAGCAAUUUGUUUUUACGGGUGAGGUAGCUGGCCUCACACGGGUUAGGUAGCUGGCCUCACGCCAACUCUCCUUUUGCACCCGGGCUUGAGACCGGCCUUGGCGGAGUUCAUAGGUCUGUGCACUGGCAAUAUUUUAGUAGCUGAAAUAAUGACAAAGAAGACCAACUCGAACCCCUCCUUAAACUAUCCCAAUGAAACAACAUCAACUUUUCCCAUGCUCGGCCCUGCAGGAGAAAGGCCCCUAACAAUUCCUCCAUUCUGCAGGAUAGAAACACCCUAUUUACAGGAACAAAUCAACCGCUCAUUUUUCACCAUGGUAUUAGGCAGAACGAUCACCCUGAAAUGGGUUGGAUCAAGUGAAGGGUGAAACUUUUAAAGAUUAGAGUUAAAGAAAGUAAUUUAGAGUGAAAACAAAUUAUUGCUAUAACUAAUAUUUGUCUUCCUUCCAGGAACUCAGUGUCUUGUACAGAGGUAAAGGCGAGAGAAGCAUUGAGAGUAGUGCUAACAUUGUUGGUCUGAAGCUGCCCAAGUUAUACAGUGAAGAUGCAGCCAAGAAGCCUCCUGAUGAAUAGAACAAGGAAGUCUAUUUUACUUUCACAUGAGGAAUAAUAAUAUAUUAUUUGAAUAUUAUGAUGUAAAUAUAAUGUUCAAAAAAUGGUUUGUAGAAUCAUGUGUAAUGUUCAUUUAUUUAUACUUCACAUUGAAGAGGGCAUUUGCAUGAUUUUUGUGUGUGCUGAUUGUGAACAUUUUCUUAGAAUGUUGCUAUUUAUAGCUUCAGUAAGAAAGCAUUAUUAAUACAUCUACAUUACAAACAAUGCAUCAAAACUGAUCUCUAAUUUUAUAUCAGUAAGAUAUCAGUACCAACCACAGCAAGUCCUUUUGAGCAUGUUGUCCCCAAGAUAAUUCUAUCACAGACUAUCAGCUGAAUCUGAUGCAACUCAUUGUGGUUGAUAAAAACAGAAUAGAUGUUACAAACUAUGAUACAAAUACUAAUUAAAAGUGUAUAAUUUUCAGUGCCCAUAGCCUAUGGUAAAUUAAAAUUUUAGUUCAGUUUGGAAUGAUGCAUGCUGUUUGUUCAAAGUUAUUGCUUCUUUAGACAUAACUCUACUAAAAACUGAUGUUGGUUUUUAUCAGGUUUUGUAGGAAAAUAUUUAUAAGACUAGAGGGGAAAAAAUAUGUACCGUAUUGUAACUUUUUAAUAAAAGUUCAAUUUAUGACUUGUGGUUGGAAUUUAUUAUUUUAAAAAAAAUCAUAAUGGUUAUCUAUCUUUCUUAAAAUUCUUCUUGUG
Molecule: messenger RNA, 6723 nt
Organism: Lymnaea stagnalis (great pond snail)
Lineage: Eukaryota; Metazoa; Mollusca; Gastropoda; Lymnaeidae
Source: the annotation of a GenBank genome assembly